Serinus canaria (Common canary) is the source of this 564-nucleotide messenger RNA. It is a transcript of the gene SCX, whose product is annotated as scleraxis bHLH transcription factor. Bases 1 to 564 code for a protein of 187 amino acids. Gene Ontology annotation, biological process: developmental process; regulation of transcription by RNA polymerase II. NCBI's taxonomy places the organism in Eukaryota, Metazoa, Chordata, Aves, Passeriformes, Fringillidae. The record is from RefSeq and is a predicted model, not a curated record. The transcript is spliced from 2 exons. Gene Ontology annotation, molecular function: protein dimerization activity; DNA-binding transcription factor activity, RNA polymerase II-specific; RNA polymerase II transcription regulatory region sequence-specific DNA binding.
AUGUCCUUCGCCAUGCUGCGCUCGGCCCCGGGGCGCUUCCUGUACCCCGACAUCAGCGCGCUGUCCGAGGACGAGGAGAACAGCGAGAGCUCGGGCUCGGAGGAGAAGCCCUUCCACAUGGAGGCCGACGCGUUCGGCAUCAAGAGCGGCAAGCGGCGCAGCGGCAAGAGCCGCGGGCGGCUCUCCCGGGAGCCGCGGCAGCGGCACACGGCCAACGCCCGCGAGCGCGACCGCACCAACUCGGUGAACACGGCGUUCACGGCGCUGCGCACGCUGAUCCCCACCGAGCCGGCCGACAGGAAACUCUCCAAGAUCGAGACGCUGCGCCUCGCCUCCAGCUACAUCUCGCACCUGGGCAACGUGCUGCUGCUCGGCGACUCCGGCGGCGGAGGGCAGCCGUGCCACGGGGCAGCGCCCGCCGCCUUCUGCCCCGCCGGGGCCGCCUCCCCGCCCGGCCGCGAGGCCGAGAGCGCGCAGCCCCGGCAGAUCUGCACCUUCUGCCUCAGCAACCAGAGGAAAAUGAGCAAAGACCGGGACAGGAAGACGGGACAGCUCCGGAGCUAG